Molecule: messenger RNA, 2322 nt
Organism: Mus musculus (house mouse)
Lineage: Eukaryota; Metazoa; Chordata; Mammalia; Rodentia; Muridae
Product: predicted gene 9241
Exons: 4
Coding region: 8-1804 (598 amino acids)
Source: RefSeq, a predicted model, not a curated record
AGAUGUGAUGCUGGAGACCUACUGGAACCUCACUGUUAUAGGCUACACUUGGGAAAACCAUCAUAUUGAAAGACAUUGUCAAAGUUCAAGAAGAAAUGAAAGGUAUGUAAGUAAUCAUAGUGGAGAGAAACUCUAUGAAUGUAAUGAACGUUCUAAAGCCUUUUCAUGUCCCAGUCAUCUCCAAUGUCAUAAAAGAAGACAAAUUGGAGAGAAGACACAUGAACAUAACCAAUGUGGUAAAGCCUUUCCAACACCCAGUCAUCUUCAAUAUCAUAAAAGAACCCAUACUGGAGAGAAACCUUAUGAAUGUCAUCAAUGUGGUCAAGGCUUUAAAAAAUGCAAUCAUCUCCAACGUCAUAAAAGAACACAUACUGGAGAGAAACCCUAUGAAUGUAAUCAGUGUGGUAAAGCCUUUCCAACACCCAGUCAUCUUCAAUAUCAUAAAAGAACACAUACUGGAGAGAAACCCUAUGGAUGUAAUCAAUGUGGUAAAGCCUUUGCAAGACCCAGUCAUCUCCAACAUCAUAAAAGAACACAUACUGGAGAGAAACCCUAUGAAUGUAAUCAAUGUGGUAAAGUCUUUUCACAUCACAGUAAUCUCCAACAUCAUAAAAGAACACAUACGGGAGAGAAACCCUAUGGAUGUAAUCAAUGCGGUAAAGCCUUUGCACAACUCAGUAGUUUCCAAUGUCAUAAAAGAACACAUACUGGAGAGAAACCCUAUGAAUGUAAUCAUUGUGGUAAAGCCUUUGCACGUCACAGUUAUCUCCAAUGUCAUAAAAGAACACAUACUGGAGAGAAACCCUAUGAAUGUAAUCAAUGUGGUAAAGUCUUUUCACAACACAGUCAUCUCCAAUGUCAUAAAAGAACACAUACUGGAGAGAAACUCUAUGAAUGUAAUCAAUGUGGUAAAGCCUUUGCAUGUCACAGUAAUCUCCAACGUCAUAAAAGAACACAUACUGGAGAGAAACCCUAUGAAUGUAAUCAAUGUGGUAAAGUCUUUUCACAUCACAGUAAUCUCCAACAUCAUAAAAGAACACAUAAGGGAGAGAAACCCUAUGGAUGUAAUCAAUGCGGUAAAGCCUUUGCACUACUCUCUAGUUUCCAGUGUCAUAAAGGAACACAUACCGGAGAGAAACCCUAUGAAUGUAUUCAGUGUGGUAAAGCCUUUGCAAGACCCAGUCUUCUCCAGUUUCAUAAAAGAACACAUACUGGAGAGAAACCCUAUGAAUGUAAUCAGUGUGGUAAAGCCUUUGCAAGACCCAAUCAUCUCCAAUAUCAUAAAAGAACACAUACUGGAGAGAAACCCUAUGAAUGUAAUCAAUGUGGUAAAGCCUUUGCAGGUCACAGUAAUCUCCAACGUCAUAAAAGAACACAUACUGGCGAGAAACCCUAUGAAUGUAAUCAAUGUGGUAAAGUCUUUGCAGGUUACAGUAAUCUCCAAUGUCAUAAAAGAACACAUACUGGAGAGAAACCCUAUGAAUGUAAUCAAUGUGGUAAAGUCUUUUCACAACUCAGUAAUCUCCAACAUCAUAAAAGAACACAUAGUGGAGAGAAACCCUAUGAAUGUAAUCAAUGUGGUAAAGUCUUUUCACGACACAGUCAUCUCCAAUGUCAUAAAAGAUUCCACACUGGAAAGAAACCUCAUGAAUGCAAUCAAUGUGGUAAAGACUUUUUAAAACUCUAUAGUCUCCAUUAUUUUCAAAGAACACAUAGAAGACAGAAACCUUUGGAAGGUAAUCGGUGUUGUAAAGCAUUUGAUGUCACAGUCAUCUAUGAUGACUUAAAGAUCACAUACAAGUGAGAACCCAUGUGAAUGUUAUGAACGUAGUAAAGCCUUUGUGUGUCAUAGUUCUUUAGGCACACACAAGACAAACCACACUGCAGAGAAACCCCAAUUUAAAUGUUUGCUUUUCUGAGAGUUGGUUUGGUCAUGAGAUCUUUUCCUAGCCAUUGAAAAGCUGAGGAAGAAACCCUCUGAGUAUAUUUAAUAUGGUAAAGCCUUUGCACAAUUUUGUAGUCAUUUUCAUCAUGGAAGAUUUUGAACUGGGUAGAAACAUUGUGAAUCUAUUUAGUAUAGUGAAGCUUUUUCAUUGAACUUCUUUUUAUGUAUAUUUUUCUUUUUAUGAGAAUAUUCAUGCUGGAGACAGAUGCUAUGAAUAUCAGCAGUGUGGUAAAGCUUUUAAGUUGUUGGAUCCACUGAGGUUCAACACAACUCACACUCCAGGACAAUGCAAAGGAUAAGAAUUUAUUGGGCUGGGUGGUGGUGGCGCACUCCUUUAAUCCUAGCACUCUGGAGGUGGAUGCAGGCAGAUAUCUGAG